AUGUCUAACAAAUACAGGCCUUACAAAACAAUUAUUGGUUCAAACUACGAGCUUAAACAAGACAGACAAGGAAAGCUCACAGAAUACGUACCAAAAACUGUUCCUAAAUCUUUACAAGAUCGAGCAGUCAGGGAUAUAAGUACCGCUCUUCUCUUACCAAAAUUCAUUGAAUUCAAGAAAAAUGGGGAUGCAACUAAGCCAAUGCGCCGCCCUUCUAAUGUCGCCAAUUUAAAGAAAGACUUUGAAAAGCUUAACCCAAAUAUAUUAAACUCGAUGAACCAAUUGUGGGAAAACUAUAUAUCGAAGAUAUAUAUACCUGAAAAAGGACUUGACUCAAUCACGAAAUGCGAAAUUCAAGGGGCACGUCUCCGUGUUUUCCAGUCGAAAAACCCAAAUUUAUUUGGAGCUGAAGGAAUAUGUGUGUUCGAGUCGAAGAACACAAUCGUCUUAGCCUCACAAACAACUCCUGUCAAAAUUCACAUCAUUCAGAAAAAUAAGUCGAACUUCCAUAUGUUCUAUCAAAACACACGUUUCACUUUAUUUGGAGCUGCUUGGUGCUUUAGACCAGCCGAAAGGAUGAUAAAGUCACUCAAAAUUAACCCAACAAUUACUUUGUGA
Entamoeba invadens IP1 is the source of this 618-nucleotide messenger RNA. RefSeq lists its product as hypothetical. Gene Ontology annotation, molecular function: ribonuclease P RNA binding. The coding region runs from base 1 to 618 and encodes 205 amino acids. Gene Ontology annotation, cellular component: ribonuclease MRP complex; ribonuclease P complex. NCBI's taxonomy places the organism in Eukaryota, Evosea, Mastigamoebida, Endamoebidae. Gene Ontology annotation, biological process: rRNA processing; tRNA 5'-leader removal. The record is from RefSeq and is a predicted model, not a curated record. The transcript is spliced from 2 exons.